Cherax quadricarinatus is the source of this 946-nucleotide messenger RNA. Lineage: Eukaryota; Metazoa; Arthropoda; Malacostraca; Decapoda; Parastacidae. The record is from RefSeq and is a predicted model, not a curated record.
GUGAAGUCCGUGUCGUGGGCAGCUGCUGUGUGGUGAAGUCCGUGUCGUGGGCAGCUGCUGUGUGGUGAAGUCCGUGUCGUGGGCAGCUGCAAGUCUUCAGAGAUGUCAUCACUACCAGCAACACGCCAAAAUGUCUGCAAAGAUAAAAGUUGUUGGAACUGCAAGAGCUGGAGGUGUUGAUGGUGUGGUGGAUGGCAGAGGAGUGACUAGUGGCGCCACUAUUCUUGACCUCCAUGGCUAAAUGGCUCCGUUGACCUGGAGGAGAUUGUGGCUUCAAGGAAGCCUGCAGAAACUUCAGGUUUUAAAUCUACAAGGUUGUGAGAUGAUUGAUGAUCUUGCCUUAGAGUACUUGGCACAGUGUGCUAGAUCAGCUCAGUGCCCUGAGGGUAAUGUAUUAAAUUUUCCACACAGUAACUUCAGUGAGUGUCUUGAAGUGCCUGAAGAAAUAAAUUAUGAUGAUGGAUAUGGUAAGGAAGUGUGGACAGUGAUGGGGGACCAGGAAGUGUACCGGUUUUGUAAGUAUUAUAAUUGUUGGUGUAGGCACGUGGACAGUCUCCCACUGUCUAAUGUAGAGUCUGACCUCUUAUGGAAUAACAGCUACUCUACAGGUAAUCCAUGUGAAAAUAACCUUUACUCUGUAGAUACUCCAUGCCAAAAUUCAAAGGAGCAGAUUAAUGUUAAUAGAGUUAAAGGAGUAAAUUCAAAGCAUCUUACUAAAGACUAUUCUCAGAGCAGUGACUACUCUCUAAGUUCACAAACAACAACAAAGUCUAAUUUUCCAUAUCCUCAGUUGGAGAGGGAUAUCGAGGAGAUCUGUAGCUAUCCUAAGAAUUCUGCGUCUUUGGGUGUUGACCAUCAGGGAUUGUGGCUUCAAGGAGGAAGUCCUGCAGAAACUUUCAGGAUUUUAAAUUUCAAGGUUGCUGAGAUGAAUGUGAUAUUGCCUUAG